GCCAAUGAAGUGAAAAAGGCCUUAGCUGAAACAGUACUUCUUAGUGAUGGUCGCUAUGGAUAUGUUAUCACAGAGGUUGAGGAUGCUAACGGACCUGACAAAUGGAAGUGUCACGUCUGUUCCAGGGUCAUCACGACUGAGAGGGCUAUGCUUAUGCAUUUAUCACAUCCCAUUCACAUGAGCAGGCUUCGAGUUCCUCAUCAUCCUCCUGGAAAUUUUAAAAAGAUUAUAAAAUCUAAAAAUGAUGCUUUCAAAAAAAAUAACCUUAGUCCAAGAAUGGAAGAGCAAGAGGAGAAAGGAGGAAAUAAUAAUAAAAAAGAUGGAAUUAGUAGUAGAGAAGAAUUGUGGUCUAACACAGUACGCCCUGGAGAACCUAUACCUCCAGGUAUGGAAGAUAUGGUUGAGAGUAAAUGCCAAAUUCAAGAAUCUUUAGAUAAUUAUACUGGGGGUCCACUUAUUGGAAUUGAAUAUAUUGUUGAACUGGUGAGCUCAGAAGAAGGAGUGAGGAAGGAGGAACCCAAAUAUAUUUGUUUACUCUGUGAAAAGAAAGGGGAUCCUAGAAGUGUUAUGGUCCAUCUAACUAGUCAUAACCAUGCUUUAAGAUACAUAAGCUGUUUCUUUAGAACUGCUGGAAAUGUUAUUAAUUUAAUACCGAAAACCCGAGAAAAUCGUAAAGGAGUUGGAAUGGCAGUUUCAAAAAUUGCCGAACAAAUUGAAAAGCAUUAUGGACGUCUAAAACCGACUUUAGCUGUAACUGAAACUUUUUCCCAGCAGAAAUAUGAAAUCCUUCGUCAGAUUGAUGAGAAAGAGCAUUUCAGGGAAACACCUUCAACUACGUUUAUACAGUACUGUACUCCAGAAAAAAUAAAGGAAUAUUCAAAAUUAGCAGAAGAUGAAAUAAUAAGUUCAAUCAAGAACAGGAAGCCAGACGAUUUUGAUGAAAUCAACCGUGGUUUUGAUAAGAACGAUGCACCUAAAACAUUCCCACAAAAAAAAAUAUUAGAUAAGGCCAGAAAUGUUCCAAUUCAGGAUAAAUUUUCUGGGAAGCUUAGUUUUAGUAUUGGAAAACCAGAAAGAUCUUUAGGUAGGAACAAAUCAUCUGAACAUCCGAAUCAACAACCCAUCGAUGACAAAGAUGAUGAUGAUGAAGUUAUAUUUGUUCCAUCAAACAAUGAACCUAUUGAAGUACGAUCUAUGUCAUCGAUUUCUUCUGCAUCUGAGGAGUCAAGGAUGAUAAGACACCGAUCCAGAUCACUUGUUCGGUCUCGGUCCAGAUCUAGAUCCAGGGGUAGAGGGAGAAUGCGGUCACCGUUAAGAAGAAAAGGACGUUCUAUUGAAAGGAGAAGAACACCUCCUUAUAGGAGAGAUAGACAUCGUAGUAGAUCAAGUAGAUCAAGAUCAAGGCAACGUUAUUACCGUGAACCUAUGUAUAUGCGUGGCGGAAGGGAUGAUAUUGACAGGCUUAGGAUACAUCCUAGGCUAAAGCGAUCGUUAUCAAGGGAAAAGGAUCGUGACAGGCUAAGGUAUGAGGCAAGAAUUAGAAUGGAAAGAGAUAGGCAUAGAAGAUCAUAUUCUUCAGAGAGAGACAGAAAAAGAUUAAGUCCACAUUCCAAAGGCAGGCAUGAUAGGCUGAGUCCCAGACAUGAUAAAUCUCCUGAAAUGAAAAAGAAGAAAUUGCAAAGUGAUUAUAAGUCUAAAAUGGAAAGUUACAGAUCUAAGUUGCAUGAUUUGGAGGUGGAAAUGGAUAAUAAACUUAAGUAUUUCAGAGAACGUCCAGAAAAGCAUCCUCAGUACUCAGAGGAAUGGAAAAAUUUCUGGAAUAGGCGAUAUAAAGAGAUCCAACAAUCGGGUAAAGAUCCUAAUUCAUAUGAUUUUAAACCUGAAUGGAUUAUUUUUUGGGAUGAACGAAUGAAACAGCUUCAUGAAGAAGAGCUAAAUGCUAAGAAAGAAGAACUAAAAAGUUUACUUCCAGUAGAAGAAAAAGGGCCUAGUAGCGAUCUUCAAGACAUAUCACCUCCAACACCUGAAAGUCAGAAAGAUGUUACAGUGGACGAUAUUAAAAAUACCUGGAAAGCUCUCACUGGCUCUGAUAUUAAAGCUCCCCCUAAACAAAAGUCUCCCUCACUUGAGAGGAAAUCUCCUGUGAGGAGAUCACCUUCCCCAUGGGAACUGGAGAAUCGUAUGGCCCAACCGAAGUCUGCAAAAGUAAAGCAUCCUUGGGAUGCUGCUCCUCCUAUAGUGCAUUGUCUUAGAAUGCUGUCUGUCCUCGAGCAACAGCUUGGUUCCCUGGGACCUAAGGCAUUAGAGCUCUUAUCCAAAGCCUUAGCCAUGGAAAAGUCUAAAAAUAAUGAAUCUAUGACUUUACUACAUGAUGAAGAGAUUCAUAUAUUUUUUGAGACUGUUAAGGAAAAGAUAAGAGGCCAACUCAUUGCUGGAAUAGUUGUAAGAUACUUAGUAAAUUCAUGUCGCUCUGUGAUAAACACAAUUGAAAGUAUGCUUGCAGCUUAUCCCGCGAAACCCAAGCAGCCAGUACCACCCACUCCUGCUGUAGUACCUCCUGCAAUUAUUCAACCUGAGCCGGUUAAAGUUGCUGGUGUGGGUAUGGUCAACAAAAUGGCUGUAGCUCAGCAGAUAGCUGAGAUUUUAGUUGCUCAAGGGAGAACCGAUGUUUCACAGCAGGAACUAGAAGAACUUAUAAAUGCUGUUGUUGGCAUUGCUUCUUCUUCGAACGCUAAUGUAAAUCAGUCAUCUACAGCUUUCAUAUCUCAGUUAAAUAUUCAAAAUUCCACUGCCACUUCACACAUAAAUGAACUCCUGGGCAACCUCAUUGCUUCUGCUCAAAAAAAUUUAGGUCCACCUUCAGUUGUUCCUGUUGAAAAUAUUCCUUUAGAAGCAGUAGAUGCGGUCACCCUUUCACAGUUUCCCACUUCGUUUGUCCAAUUUCCAUCAACAACUUCAUCCAUCUUGAACAUACCAAGUGCAUCUAAACUAUUAGAUACUGUUACUAAUACGAAAAUUGAACCAUUAAUUAAAAGUAUUUCUGCACCUAGUAAUAAAUCAGAUACUGUUCCUGAAAAAGUGAUUGAAAAGGAUAGUGGCAAUUCGGUUUCAGACGAAGACCUCAAAGAGCGUUUAAUUAAAUUUAAAUCUCUCAGUAGGGAUGAACAACAAAAUUUAAUAGCAUUACUUAAAGACCUGGAAAGCAAAGAUCCCCAGAGAGUUGAAAAACUGAGACAGUAUGUUGCUGUUGGCUUGACACAGCAGGCUUCUGGGAAUGAUUCAAGAGGUGAUGCACCACAUAGUGAAAAUUUAAAAGAUGGCAGAUUGUCUCCUUUUUCUUCAAGAAGUGGUGGUACAAAUCCUGUUGCUGAAGAAAAGAUUUUAUCCAAACCUUAUUCUGCAGAUAGUGAUCGUGAUGAAGAGGAUGAUGAUUACAGUGUUGAAGAUGUUUAUAAAUCUGUUAGUGAAAAGUUAAAAAAGAAAGAAGACGAAAGGAAAACAGAAAUAAGGCUGAAUUUGCCUCUAGAUAUUUUAGAUGAGAAUAGUACAUCAUCUCGCCACAGUUUCAGUAAUCCUGGAAAACCAUCUCUUACACCUCCUGCAUAUUCUCAAACAAAAGUUUUUAAUUCUGAUCCCAAACCAGCACCAUACACUCCGCAAAACCCACCUCAAGCCACCAAAAAUGAGUAUAUGUAUUCAGUUGCUGAAUCUCCGAAUCUUCCCCCAUCUGAACCAUUUCCUCCUCCUGUACAGCAUAACUACUCUGUUCAAGUUGAUAAUCCUCAUUUUAAAGGAGGCCAAUGGGUUGGUGGUCCUCCAAUGGGUGGAGAGAACGAAUGGUUAGGAAAUGAACAGUGGUCUCAUGGUGGGAAUCAAGACCCGUAUUCUGCAGCCUCAAGAGUCGGUGGUUUCCCAAAUAUACCAAAUACCUAUGAAGGUGGAACUUACAAUGGACCACAAGAUCCUUAUAAAACAGUUCCUGGGCCGUAUUAUAACGCUGAACAGGAACCUCGUGGAUACAUGGGGGGAGCUCCUGUUGAUAAAUCAUAUGCUCCUCCAUACAAUGCCAAUCAGCAGCCAUAUCAAUCUGGUAUGUACAGCAGUCAAGGGGGACCUUACAGUUAUCAGAAACCUCCUGGGCAGGGUGGUUAUUAUAACAACUAUAGACAGUAUUGA
This is a messenger RNA of Nezara viridula (southern green stink bug), 4176 nucleotides long. Lineage: Eukaryota; Metazoa; Arthropoda; Insecta; Hemiptera; Pentatomidae. The record is from the annotation of a GenBank genome assembly.